Botrytis byssoidea is the source of this 1221-nucleotide messenger RNA. RefSeq lists its product as uncharacterized. Bases 1 to 1221 code for a protein of 406 amino acids. The transcript has 2 exons. The record is from RefSeq and is a predicted model, not a curated record. NCBI's taxonomy places the organism in Eukaryota, Fungi, Ascomycota, Leotiomycetes, Helotiales, Sclerotiniaceae.
AUGCCACCGUUUCAUGGUAUCUAUUCUUCAUCAGCUCCACAAGAUAUUGAAAUCACUAUAUGCAAUUCGUCGACGGAGAAUCGCACGACCAAGUAUAAAGUUUCUCAAACAUCACCAUGGCAUCAUCCUUCACUCCCAGAAAUUCGGCCAUUCUCUCUUGAUCUACAUAUCCUAAUCGACGAUAAGCAAAAUCUUCGGUACUACAUCCUAUUACCUCCACCAAACCAGGAUCCAUUCAAUACUUCUCAUUUGCCAACCGUAUCUAGUGUCAUGCCAAUACGUCGUUACUCAGGCAAGGCUGUCAUCGAAAAAGUCCACAAUGCUUUCGGGAUUCAAAAGUUAAGGGAUUUUACAAGUGGAUUAUGUUAUACCAUUCUCACAGCUCGUUUUGCACCUAAUGUUGCCAACAGAGUUACCGCUCCCUCCAUAGCCAUUUCUCCAAAGCCAAAAAAGACAACGCCGUACAUCAUAAGACCGGCCAUUGAGCUACCUCGAAUAUUAGCCAGUGGUGAUAUAUACCCUCUCGAAUACGGAUCUCACUCUCUUCAUGUUACAACCCACGAAAUGCAAUUCACAAAAGUUUGCAGUGAAAUCUAUGGCUGGUACAUGUAUAGCUGGCCUUGGCUUUUGAAUGGUGGUGCGCAGAAAUCUGUACCUCAACAAUGUCGUUGGAGAAAUGGAGGAUGGUUACUUGAUCAACAUAUUAAACAAUUUUAUUGUCCUAAUGGAUUGUCGUUCGCAGCGUUUUCAGGUGAUUGGGAUGUAACAACUUAUCAGUCCAGCGAUAAGCCAAUCAUUUCUGCGGACCCAAAUGAUUACAUUGAAGGGUCAUGGAUCAUAGAUGGCCUUUACAAAAGAGCUCGCAUUGCACUUCGCCGUAAGUAUUUGAUGGAAUUUCCCUGGUUCGAACUCUCAAGCUUAAAGCGCAAAGUUGAAUAUGAUAUUGGAUUUUUGCAUAUGGCAUGGCAGUUGGCAGGAUAUCCAUAUAUGCAAAGUAAUAAUGAGGAGAAUAUCCACGUCGAAACAUUGCAAGAUAAGGAUAUAAUACAAUUUCAUAAUGCGGAUAUGUAUGAUUUGGUGGGGUAUUGGCCAGAGGAGGAUGAGGCUAUAGGAAAGCAAGGAAGAUUGCAGAAGAGGAUAGAAAAGAAACGUCCACAUAUUAAUGUGGAUUUUGAUGCUAUGCCUCAAAGUUGGAGGAAGUUAAUGAGCCUUGAUGAAUAG